AUGCAUCUCUCGGGCGAGGAAAGGAAGAAGAAGAGAUAUUCAGACUUAUCUCUUCAAAGGGCCCUGGAAGCGAUGCACCAGGAUGGAUUGGUGGUGCUAAAAGGUGUUGUCGAUUUGGAUCAUAUCGAAGCCUUGAAUCGGCAGAUGAGUGCAGAUGCCGAAAAGAAAAGAGAUGAUCCCGGUCAAAUCUACAAUCAUGCAGUCAGAUCCAACUUCCUCCAGAGACCCCCUGUUACUAGCCCAGACCUUCUAUAUGAGGACAUCUACUACAACCCAUUUGUUCUACAAUUAGCAAACGCUUAUCUCGGGCAAAAGCCGAUUUGGAACUGGCUUACAGCCAACACAGCUCUCGCUAAUACAGGAGGCAUGCGACAAGGCGUUCACAAAGAUAACGCCUUCAUACACCCUCUAUAUCCCUACUACUUCAUUGCCAAUAUUCCUCUAUGCUCAACCAGUAUCAAAAACGGAGCGACAGAGUUUUGGCUAGGAUCUCACGCACAUACCUCCAACAAAGACCAGAUCAUCGCUACAGAACCCGAGCAGGUGACCGCUCAUUAUCAGCUCGGGGAGCCACUGCCGGCAAUUACGCAAGACGCACAAGACGCGCGUAGAUCGGUUCGACCUCCUAUUCAGCAAACAUGCUCUGCUGGGGAUAUUAUGAUCCGUGAUAUUAGACUCUGGCACGCCGGUAUGCCUAAUGAAACUGAUUCUCAUCGUAUCAUGCUUGGGCUUGGGUAUCAGAGUCCUGUCUUUCCUAAUCAGAGCAUGAUGUGUCAUUUACCUGCCGCACAGCGAGAAUUCUUCGAAAACUCUCCCUCAAAUAUAGAGAUUCGCGUCCAAUUUUAUGAUGAGGAGGAGUUCGGAAAUACAACCCGCGAUUCAGAGUUUAACCUCAGACCUCUAUAUUCGAUUGAGAAGCCCGUCUAA
Messenger RNA from Penicillium malachiteum, 927 nucleotides. RefSeq names its product phytanoyl-CoA dioxygenase family protein. Bases 1 to 927 code for a protein of 308 amino acids. The transcript has 4 exons. The record is from RefSeq and is a predicted model, not a curated record. NCBI's taxonomy places the organism in Eukaryota, Fungi, Ascomycota, Eurotiomycetes, Eurotiales, Aspergillaceae.